Molecule: messenger RNA, 2943 nt
Organism: Echinococcus granulosus
Lineage: Eukaryota; Metazoa; Platyhelminthes; Cestoda; Cyclophyllidea; Taeniidae
Exons: 8
Coding region: 1-2943 (980 amino acids)
Biological process (GO): intracellular protein transport
Molecular function (GO): small GTPase binding
Source: RefSeq, a predicted model, not a curated record
AUGGACCUUGCACCUAUACUAAUCGCAGCUUCCAGUUCUGAUCCUCAAGCAGUGCAAUUGGCAAGCACUCAGCUCGAGAGUAUGUCUACCUCUGAUCCUCUCUUCCUCUCUCAGCUUGCCAACGUCGUACUCUCUCCCACCGUUUCUCUUCCAGCAGCAGCUAAAAUUUUCGGACUUGUCCAUCUGAAAAAUCUUAUCUCCAACUCCACUCAGUGGUGCAACUUUGAUCGAGCCCAGCAGGAAUUUCUCAUCACUUGUCUCCUUCAAUAUCUUCGUCAAAAUUCUUCUCCGAGUCCGUUCGUCUCAGAAAUUUUCGGUCGUGUUUUUCGUCACGAAUGGAGCAAAGGUACCUGGCCCGAAGAACUCUGGAACGCAAUCAUCGAAUUGGGUGCAUGGACGCCGCUUCGACGAUGUGUACAGCGUGCGGCUGCCCUGCGUCUCACACCGCGUCGACGAAUUCUUGCUUCACACAUUUGCACUCUCCUUCCACGGCUAGUUGGUCUUUGGAUAGAGUCUAAUUCUCCAGAGCUUCUACACACCAUAUACACUUGUAUCACUGUGUUGGAUGCCUCGGCAGCCGCUGACAUGAUGUCCACGCACGCAGCGGUAGUUGGAGGGCUGAUCACUCGCGCAAUGGCACGACUACUGUCCUCCGAAUGUAAAAAUCCCAAGCGCCUUGCGAAGUUACUCCACGCGGUAUUAUUCCUAAUUCCAUCAGAAUUGCGCAGCUCUUGUGCUGUGUCUACACUAGAAACCAUAGUAUCAGUAGUUGAAGAUGCUUCGUUAGACCGAAACACGAUUCUCUGGUGCCUAUCUCUCAUUUUCAACCUCAUCUCUGCGACCUUUCGCGACAGUGUGCCGAAUGACCGACUUGCGAAGUUCCCAUCCAUCAUGGCCGAAGCACGAUCGCAAGUUCUUUCUUGGUUGUCAUCCGCUAGCAUCAAAGUUCCUCAAUAUAACAACGCGGUGUGCCUUCUCUUGAGCCUUAUGCGCUCAUGGAUGCCGCUUCUACUUUCCGAAAUUGAAGCACUUUCCACAGAUCCAGAGUCCAGUUAUUCCAGAGGUGGGGCUCACUGCGUUGAUGAUGAAGGCGAUGGCUCGGCUUUCUUUGCCGAGUCUUUCUGGAAUCUGGAACCCGUCUCCGCUAUUGCUGACUUCAUUCCCGUGAAUGCUGAGGUGCCUCCUAAUUUACGUCAACUGGCUGAGUCCACUUUCCGUUUACUUGCAAAGCAUUUAAGUGAACACUUGGAGGCUAUCCUGCCUCCGGCGAUUGAAGAGUUGAUGGCAGGCGAAGCCAAAAUGAAGGAAGUAGGGCUGAGAUGUGCACAGUUUUUACUUGAAAUCACUCCGGGACAAUGGUGUGAACGGGUGGAUGCUCUUCUAACGAUGACAGCGACGUCACUGGUGGAACCGCUAGUGACGGGUCGACGAAUGUCUCUGAUGGUUCAUCGCGCACUUAUUGGCUCGAACUCGUCGGAAGUGAUUCGUCAAAAUUGCAUCGCAACGCUACUACAGUUGAUCCAGUACCUCAGUGCACAGUGCAGCCCAAAGAGCUUUCGGAUCGCGAUUCACCUUGCCGCCGCUUAUUGCCUCUCUUGGCUCCUUGAAAACCCUCACUUCCCUCCCGAUAGCCUUUCCAAAGCGCCCGCCUCUACGCUCCAACAAAUUCUCAACUGUCUAGUUAAUCUUGCUCAGGAGGUGGAAGAAGUCGAAACACAGCUUUUGGUUUUGCGGUAUCUGCAGAGCAUCUUUGAGAACGCAGAUGUGGAGACGCAGUUUGGUUGCUUCAUCAAUGCAGUUCAGCAACUCUGGAAAAUCGGUGAAGGGACUAUGGCACUGCGAGCUAGUCUAGUUGACCUCGUAGCCACAGUCAUGCGAGCGCUGAAUGCGGACGUCACAUCAGCGGCGGUGGCGUGGGCAGCGGAGCAGUUAGCUUGCCUCACAGUCUCCUCUGUGUUGGUGCCCGAUCUCAUGCGUUUCAUACGACUUGGAUGCGAUGGAGGCGGCGACAGCGGCAACGCUGGGGAUGUGGAGGUGUUGGGUGAUGCCUGUCUUCGUCUCUGGCACUCCCUUGUCACUGGCAGCGGAGCUGUCUGGUUACCACCUCUGGAAUCCCUGAUGCCGCUGCUCAUUGAUAGCCAGUGUAGUGGAGGGAAUGGAUGCGAAACGGAGAAUAGCGAACAAACGCUAUAUGCCAGGCUGGAGACUGCUGAUCAGGCUCAGCUCUUCUUCGGGAUCGCCACCGGUUGCCUCCGUCUCGCUGCCUCGUCGGCAUUUCUCUCUACCUGGACUGAGGCCUUCUGGCGACCAUUGCUGCGGGAAACUAUCACUGCUAACGCCAUGCGAGCGGACAUUGUGGCCGCGAAAUUCGCCAACUCUGUCAUUGACGUUCCAGUCGAAGAAAAAUUUGACCUCUUACUGGAACAGUUGCAGCUGCUGACAGCAUGGAGCAGUCAGUUGAUCCGAUUCCAUGUUGCCUUCUCGCCGAGUGUCUGCUAUUUGCUAAUACUCCACACUCGAAUCUCUCUUCUUCAAUCACCUGUGGAGGCUCACAACGAUUCAGCGUUCAAGAGCAAUCAACUCAGACUGCUUCUGCUGGCACAGUUGGCAGCGUCUCCUGAGCACUGGAACUUCUUGCUAGCCCUGCUGACCACUGUUGAGACAAGUGUGUCGACACCUCACGAUUUCGCACAAGAUUGCCUUCACCUUUCUACUGGAUACAGCAGUCUCGUCAAUGGAGACACAAGUGGCUGUCAGCGCUGUCUGGAUGCUCUUCUCACGCGUAUAUUGGAUCGCGCAGACGCACUUAGCAGCCGUCUCCACCGGCGCUGUUUCGCGCUUGCUUCGGUCUAUUGCCUGCGUCAUUUGACGCCUUCCGAUCGGCUUUACGAUGAAUACCUGGAACCUGUGAUCAGCCUUUGUGUUCAGUUAACCUUUCGUUAA